Molecule: messenger RNA, 1470 nt
Organism: Peronospora belbahrii
Lineage: Eukaryota; Oomycota; Peronosporomycetes; Peronosporales; Peronosporaceae
Source: the annotation of a GenBank genome assembly
AUGACGAUCAACUACGUCGCAGAGUCAGCCGAGGGUAGUAUCCUAGUAGCGCAACUUGUGAGCCGCUACUUUCGCCCAGGAGGUAUUGUUAAGGGUUUUGUAAGGCUUGUAAGUAAACUAGAUACUCCUGAUGCAUAUUCAGAGAUCGCAUACGUAGUCGCUCAAGUCCACGGCCACGUUACAGUAAACAGUAAUCUACUGACACUUCCAGUGGUCCACGUACAAUCAACUGGGUCUACCUCACACAAUGAACAAGAGAAAUUAGAGUGUAAUCCAGGAGAUAAUGCUGCACUAUUCGAUAAGACAGGUGUGGGGCUGCCAGACGUGCGCAAGUUUACAGGGGACACGGGCACAUGCAUCUUCUACUCGGCACCGUCGGUUCUUUUUUCCGAUAUCAACAUUGCACAAACUCAAUCGAAGGUGGAUGCAGCCAGUCAACAAGUGAAAGGAGUGAUUGGUCCUGUUUCUGUGGCUGAAGCUGCACAUGAGGAGACGAUAGAGCGUUGUACGCGAGAGUUUGCGUUCGCACUCCCCCAGCGAAUUUGUCCGACCUUUUGCGGUUCCUCUGCCAGAGUAUUGUACAUGAUUUCUAUCACAGUCCAAUGUGCGAUGGCUGGAAGUAAACCGGUGUCUGUACACUUGCCAUUUGAAGUCUAUGGCUCCGAGUACUUUUUCCAGGCUAGCACGGUUGCUAGUGCUAACCACAUCGCGGCAAGUCAGCACGAAAACGAUGGUGACACUUUACCAGAAGAUAAAAGUGCCAAACCCGCCGCCCCAAAGCAGCAUAAUGUAGGUGGUACUACUCGCGUUGGGCGACUUGCCUCUGAGGCGCCAGUACCCGUUGGGGUGCGCAAAGGCAACGAGAUUGCGUUUGAGUUGCGUCCAUUGCUCAUUCACGGCCGUGUAGAAACAGAUCUGAUGCAGCGCGCGCAGACGAGCAUCUUUACCAUUGGCAAGGAUAAAAGUCACCUUGUGCGCUUUGUGCUUACGAAACAAUUUUACCAGCCAGGUGAAGUUUUGUUGGGCAUCUUUGACUUCACUCAUGCCAGCAUUCCGUGCUAUGAGGUAUCAGCUACGCUCUGCCUUGAAGAGACUCUUUCGUCAAUGGCGUUGGAUCCCGACCGCGUUGUUCAGUCCAAAAUAUUUGGUACAUUUCGUGAGCAUACGUUGGGUGUUUUGCAUACAAAUGCGCAGUUUAGUAUUCCGCAUGACGCGCUACCGACUAUCAAGACGGACCUAGUACGCUUCCAGUGGCUUCUACGCUUCGAGUUCUCCGCAGGUACACCUUCGGCUUUGCUAACAGACUCAAGCAUCGGAGCCGCACGACAGCGUCAAUCAUUUCAGUGGCACGUGCCAAUCGUCGUGCAGCCUGGACUGAUCACAGAGUAUAGAUCUCAUGCUAAUGUACCACACAAGCUCUACUCUGGGAGCAUUCGUGUAGUAUCGCUGUCCGGAAUAUCCUCGUCUUGA